AUGCCGCUAAUGCAAAGUUGCCUAUGCUAUGUUGUAUACAUUUGUCAUGUAGGCAUGCCUUCCUGUUCUGUCCCAUUUUGUGUAAAGUACGGUGAACUUAAGAAGGAUACUGCGACAUUACAUCGCUUUCCACAAGAUAAAGAGUUUGCUAAAUUGUGGUUGAAAAACAUAAACAAUCCUACAUUGACAGUGAACUCUUGGAACAGAGUUAAAACCCUGUACAUUUGCAGCAAGCAUUUUACACCAAAGGACUUCAUGAAAGUAAAGGCUGAUUUAUCUGGUGAUGCAAAUAAAAAGGAAAAGAUAGUAUUGAAGCCAGAUGCCGUUCCCACUAUAUUUGAAUACCCACCAAAGAGAUAUGAAAUGAGAACAAGAAAUAAAAACCCAGAGCAAAAGAUUGAGCAGGAAGAACAGACAAGCGAUAAGAAGGAGAAAGAAAAUUCAAAAAGUUUACGCUCUAAAGCAGCAAGUAAAGUUGUUCAAAUUCAACCGAAACUUAAUGUAGGCACGAGCAGUCCAAAUGGAACUGUUCAAUUGAAACCUAAAAGUGAUCAUUUCACUAUCAUACCAAGAAAUCUACAGACUUCUAACAUUCAGAAUAAAUUUUCCAACCUAAAGUCACUUCAGGUGAAUUUAAAAAACAACAAAAUGAUCGGCCAAGUUAGUGGACCUGUGCUUGUCAAACUGCUAAACAACAACACUCCAACUGGAAUAAAGGAUUCAAAGUAUAUUCCAGUAAUCCAACAGUCCUCAACAAGUACCACCUCUUCCAAGAAUAGCAUUCCUAUACAGCUAAGCAACCCCAUUCAAGUCACAAGGCAGAAUGCAAUCUCAAUUAAACCAAGCUCUGCCAACUCUAUGAUGAAAAUGCAUUCACCCUCUCAGGUUGUUAUCAACAGUGGUCCUGUUGUGUUUUCAAAGGAACUACACGCAGCACCCAAAUCUAUAAAACCCAGUUCAACCCCAGUUUACAUCUCAGCUGCACAAAAACGUUCUCCAGACACAUGCUCAAAUGUGGUUACAAGCAACAGCUUAAAUAAUUGCAGCAUUCAAAUUGUUCCAAUCAAGCCAGUGACCGUCACACACGCUCCAAGUAAAACAACACCAAGUAUAACAUCAUCACAUAGACCAGCAAACUCUGUGAGUUUUGGUCGUGCUCCUCGUGUGGUCGCAAAGAAGUUCCAUGAUUCCUAUGGCAAGCAUGGUUCACUCACUGUGUGCAUUAGGGCAGCACUUUCUGUAGCACCGAAACUGCAGCGAAAAUAUAAAUUCAUCAAAAUGAAUCCUGCAUCUGUGGAGUGCAUCCUAGUAGGUGUGCCUUCAGAACGUGAUUCUAAAUCUGAGCUACAAAAGGAAUUAGCCAAUCUGGAUAAAUAUGUGAGGGAAAAUCAUCUGAAAAGUCGUGCUUCCGCUAUAGAGGAAUUGUUGUUUUCCGACCCAACCCCUAUUCCUAAUGCUGUGACAUUGCCCCCCAAAAAAGAAAAUGAAACUGUAGAAAAAUCCCCAAAGAAGGAUAAACCAGGUUUAAAAAACAGCGCCAUGCUUAGCAAAAAGAACGCAACUUCUGACAAGGAGCUGGAUAACAAAGAUGACACAGAUGGUCAGAAAUCGGUUACCGGACACGUGUGUAAGACUUGUAAAUGUAGACUUAAUUCGAAAAGUUCAUUUAAUCGUCACUGUCAAUCUGUACAACAUCGCAUGAUGCUCGCAGCACAACGAGCGCUGCAGGGAAAAGCUCCAAGCCUUGUGCAACAUGCUAAGAAUAAGGCGAUUGGUUCCAAACAAAGCAAAGCUUCCACUUCUAAUUUAUUCAAAGCCGCAUCUGAUAGCUCAGCGUUGAUUUAUCGCUCCUUUAAAUCUGUAAAAGGUGGUGAUGGGGUCAAGGUUUACAAAUGUUUUUUCUGCCUUCAAUGCAUCUCUGGUUCGGUGCCGUUUCUCCAUCACAUCUGGCAACACUGUAUAACUCAUAAGCGGUGCUGUAGUUGGUGCGGGACUAAAUUUAGAUCAGCCGCUGCCAUGAAAACUCAUAUUCUUACCAUUGUGUGCUCGAAAGAAAAGGUUGAGCUAAUAAGGAACAAGAGGCAUCUUAGAUUGGUGCCCAAGAAGACUCAUGAAAACACUUCUACAUCUUCCUGGAUAUCGCGACGAUACACUGGAGUGAUCCCUGAUUAUUACAAACCAUUUGAAACAAAGGUGCAAGGAGGAAAGUCGAAAUGGUUCUCGUGCAACUUCUGUACGUUUAUUGGACUCGAGUUAUCUUCUAUUGUACACCAUGCGCGGCAACAUAUUGGUGAUUAUCCAUUUCGAUGUUCAGAAUGUGUUUUCGGUUCUGUGUGCAAAACCAGGUUGGUGAAUCAUCAGUCUAUGUCAGGGCACCAUGGCUUCUAUUACGUGAGGAGGUCAACUGGUAUCAGUGAAGAAGAAAUUAAGGAAUUGGAGAAGAUGAUUGCAAGUGGAUUGUUGAAGUUCAAUGCAAAGGGUUGGGUGGACAGUAUGGUUCGUGAUAAACCAACAGAUAUACCUGCUUCCAUGUAUAAAAUAGAUCCCUAUCUAUCUGAAACCAAACAAAAGAAACUGAGCCCAUUGAAAGUCCCAAGUGACCCCAAACCUUCCAAAAACAAAACCAUUGAAUUAGAACGAACUGAAGAAGAUCCGUGGAUGUUUUGCAAGUCGUGUAACACUGGUUUCCUGGAUCGUGAAACCUACGAGAUGCAUUCUCAAGGUUGUAAUGGGAAUGAUAUCAAUACAGGGGAUUGUUCAUGGACAACUAAUACAGAAGAGAAGCAAGAUUGUGUGCUUAUCGACAACGAGGAAGAAAUGGAUUCACCAGAAGUUUCUCCCGGACCUCUAUCCGAUGAUGAGGAAGAGAUCAAAGGUUUCAAUGAAGUUCCAUCCAUCCAAGAAACUUUGAGUCAGCUUUCCUCGUCAGCUUCAAAGAGUAACUUUAAUAAAUUAUCCAAUAAGAAAACACUGGACAGCUUGUUUCACUUGACCCCUUCAAGCAGUAGCCCUAUCAGCUCUAGCAGUAAUAUUGAAAAAACGGUGCAAUCCCUAACACUAAAGAACCAACAUAAGUUGCUUGUUAUUUCAAGUGAAACUAAACCUUCUUCAAGCGUGGCUCCUGCCGUUGUAAGUGGCGUGGAGCCGUGCUCAGUUGGCAGAAGGUCACGCCAGAAACAGAAGCCGCAGAAAUUGUUGCGGCCUGUUGAGAGAAGCGUUGAUAUUCCAAGCACUAGCAAAGCAAUUAUAGAUCAAUCUAUGUAUUGUCCCGAACCUAUGGACACCUCAAUGUGAUUGUGCAUAUGGGAAGUUUUUGUUUUACUUGUUUUUCCUCUACCUUUGUUUUGCUUUUUCUUGCUAUGUAAGGCAUGUUGCCUCCGAAUUCUAUUUUCUAAAUAAACUGCCGGGAUUUCUCAUCA
Messenger RNA from Ciona intestinalis (vase tunicate), 3419 nucleotides. The record is from RefSeq and is a predicted model, not a curated record. NCBI's taxonomy places the organism in Eukaryota, Metazoa, Chordata, Ascidiacea, Phlebobranchia, Cionidae.